AUGGCUGAGGAAGGCAUUGCUGCUGGAGGUAUAAUGGACGUUACUACUGCUUUACAAGAGGUGCUGAAGACCACCCUCAUCCAUGAUGGCCUAGCAUGUGGAGUUCGCAAAGCUGCCAAAGCCUUAGACAGGCACCAAGCUCAUCUUUGUGUGCUUGCAUCUAAUUGUGAUGAGCCCAUGUAUGUUAAGUUGGUGGAGGUCCUUUGUGCUACCCCGGUUGAUGACAACAAGACUGGGGAAUGGGUAAGCCUCUAUAAAACUGACAGAUGGGGGAAACCCCGUAAAGUGGUUGGUUCCAGUUGUGCAGUAGUUAAGAACUAUGGCAAGGAGUCUCAGGCCAGUAUGUCAUCAAAGAAUACUUCAAAUGAAUAAAU
This is a messenger RNA of Symphalangus syndactylus (siamang), 374 nucleotides long. RefSeq names its product small ribosomal subunit protein eS12-like. Gene Ontology annotation, biological process: translation. Gene Ontology annotation, molecular function: structural constituent of ribosome. The record is from RefSeq and is a predicted model, not a curated record. Gene Ontology annotation, cellular component: ribosome. Lineage: Eukaryota; Metazoa; Chordata; Mammalia; Primates; Hylobatidae.